This is a messenger RNA of Leptidea sinapis, 2593 nucleotides long. It is a transcript of the gene Pu, whose product is annotated as GTP cyclohydrolase 1. The coding region runs from base 157 to 1029 and encodes 290 amino acids. Gene Ontology annotation, cellular component: cytoplasm. Gene Ontology annotation, molecular function: GTP cyclohydrolase I activity; zinc ion binding; GTP binding. Lineage: Eukaryota; Metazoa; Arthropoda; Insecta; Lepidoptera; Pieridae. Gene Ontology annotation, biological process: tetrahydrofolate biosynthetic process; tetrahydrobiopterin biosynthetic process. The transcript is spliced from 7 exons. The record is from RefSeq and is a predicted model, not a curated record.
AGGUCCGCGAACGCGCGCUUCCAAACUUACCUUUUUAUUUUUUUCACAGCCUCGUAAGUAGAUUUAUAAUCUGUGCGGAUUCGCGCGCUUUUGCUUAUUGUGUGUGAUUGUUUUGCGUAAGUAAUUCGAAUUUCGAACAAACUUUGAUGAACUAAAAUGGCCGCGGUUAACGGCAAAGAUUCAAAUGACGUUCCACCGUCGUCUAUGAUUCGGCGUGUCAGCUCCCGCUCAAUCCGAAACUCGGUCUCGGAUGAAAAAGAAAAUGGCGACGCGUGUCCUAAGGGAUCGUUUGUCGGCAAGUUCAAGAAAGCUCCCGAAGCGCUGAAGAAUUUCCACAACAAUGAUGCUGAAAGUGACCUGGAGAUUCCUGGCACACCAAUGACUCCGCGUACAUCUACAACACCUGGUCAUGAGAAGUGCACUUUCCACCAUGAUCUGGAGUUGGACCACAGACCACCUACCAGGGAGGCUCUUUUACCUGAUAUGGCGAACUCCUAUCGCCUUCUACUUACCGGUUUGGGAGAGGAUCCUGAGAGGGAAGGCCUUCUGAAGACACCAGAAAGAGCUGCUAAAGCUAUGCUUUUCUUCACUAAGGGAUACGACCAAAGUUUAGAAGAGGUUUUAAACAACGCAAUCUUCGACGAAGAUACAGAUGAAAUGGUUGUUGUUAAAGACAUCGAAAUGUUCUCAAUGUGUGAACAUCAUUUGGUGCCAUUCUACGGGAAGGUCUCCAUUGGUUAUUUGCCGCAAGGAAAGAUUCUGGGACUUAGCAAGCUGGCAAGGAUCGUAGAGAUAUACUCUCGUCGACUACAAGUACAGGAGCGUCUUACCAAGCAGAUUGCCAUCGCUGUCACUCAAGCAGUUCGUCCCGCAGGCGUUGCUGUGGUCAUUGAAGGAGUGCACAUGUGUAUGGUUAUGCGUGGUGUACAGAAGAUAAACAGUAAGACCGUUACAUCCACCAUGUUGGGGGUCUUCCGCGACGACUCCAAGACUCGUGAGGAAUUCCUCAACCUCGUCCACUCCAAGUGAGGCCUUUUGUGAGGACGUUCGUUUUGUUUUAGACAGCCUUACAUUAUCAAAUUCUUUAGAUCUGAAUAGAUACAUGACGAGCUCAAAUACAUACGAAAUAGUAAAUUUAAUAAUAUAUGUAUUAUUAUAUUAUGUUCUAUCGCUAGAGCUUUCAUCGAUUUUAACAAAAUCUAACGCAAAAGAUACAAUUCUGAGUAAAAGUCAAAGUAUGUAGCUAUAAUUAUAACACUCUAUUAUUGCAAAUUAAACCAUACUGCCUUAACGUAAGGUUUAAUUGAUAAAUCUCUUAAUUCGAAUUAGUACAAAACAAAUAUACCUGCCAUAAUUUCUUGAGUAAAUAUAAACUUCGCAACACUUGUCUUCUACCGCCUUUAUCAUUAUCACGGGAAGUGUUCCGAAAAGCUGUUUAACUUGAUAUCUGCCGCGGAAUUGCAUCUGCGCACUACACGCCACAAAAUAGAAUAUCGACCCUCCAUCUCGAUAUCUGGUGUUCCUCCAUUGUGCAGUUUUCAAGGAACUUUCCACUACUUACAAGCGAACUGUGGAAUGAGCUUUUUUGUGCGGUGUUUCAGGAUUAUACGUCAUAGGUAACCUUCAAAAAAAGCGCAAACAUAUUUCUCAAAGGUCGGCAGCGGUCCAAUGAUUCCUCCUUGGUUGCUCUUGCAACCGUGGCACUGAACCGUAGCACCUGUAGGUGACCCGUAUGCUCUUCUAUAAAAACACAUAUUUUGCUAUCGAACCAGUUACAAUGACGUUUGACAGCAGACGGAUUUUUUUUAUAAUUGGAUUAUUUUGGACUAUUACAUGCAGGAGAUUUUUAUUUAUUCAUUUAUAUUAACCCAGACGUUUAAUUUAAGUACAAAUACGUAACAAUAUUAAGAAAUUAAAUGAGAAAUAGAAGAAUUUGAUAAUUUAGGAUAAUAUAAUUUUUUUUAUUUUUGUAAAUUUAAAUUUCAUUUUACUAUUUCUCUGUUGUUGCUUUUGUUGCCGUAUUUUUCUAAUUUUAUGUUUAAUACAGUUAAUUAUAAAUUAAGAAAACUUUGCUUGAAACGAACGCCCAAAAUACUAUUUAAGUUAUCUUUGUCUAGGUUAAUUUGUUACUGAUAUCAUCUUUAAACGUAAGCCUAACAUUGACAUAGACACUGACUUUAGAGUUAACAUUCCUAUGAAUCGAUUCGUGCCAAAUUAUUGUAAUCGUAUGAGAAUUCGUUGUAACUGUUAAGGAAAAUACUACCAUCGGUGCGUUUGGAUAUAUUAUUGAAAUUUUGGAAAAUCUUUUCGUUAUACAAUUUUUUUUAAUAAUAAUUUAAUCUUUAUAUUUGUAUAUUUUGACAAUAAUAUUCAAGAAAUACGAUUAUUAUUGCCCAAAUCGUAUUUCUUGAAAGGAAAUAAGUAGAAUAUUACAUUUUUUUUGUAAAAAUCUCAAGCAAAUGGCUGACGCUUGAAAUUUUUACUCGUAAGUAAUACAUACACGUUGCCUUAAAUUACGAAUUUUAUACGUUAUAAUAUAAAAAUGUAUGAUUGAUAUAUUUUAUUUUAUAAAUAAAGUUUUUAUUUUAAGUUA